Lepisosteus oculatus (spotted gar) is the source of this 4669-nucleotide messenger RNA. It is a transcript of the gene grb14, whose product is annotated as growth factor receptor-bound protein 14. NCBI's taxonomy places the organism in Eukaryota, Metazoa, Chordata, Actinopteri, Semionotiformes, Lepisosteidae. Gene Ontology annotation, cellular component: plasma membrane; cytoplasm. The record is from RefSeq and is a predicted model, not a curated record. Gene Ontology annotation, biological process: negative regulation of insulin receptor signaling pathway; insulin receptor signaling pathway.
AAGUUGCUUUGUGCAGCAUUUACUUCAGGUAGUGUUUGAAGAAAAAAAAAAAGAAGUCAGCCAAGACUGCAAUGACAAAACAAAUUUUUGGAAUUUAAUGUGCUACUGUGUAAAUGCAACGAAGACCGACUUAGGAGUCAUCACUUUAAAAAUAACUUUAUUGUGGUGGAUCAUGUUUUGGUAGGAGGGAUCAUUUAUCGUGCUGUUGCAGGCUAGCAGCAUAUGAAGCGCUGAGGUUAAGCUGCGUGCAGAGGGCAGAGGAGCCCAAUGUGUUAACAGAGUGCUCUGUAGAUACUUUGCGUCAAUAGGAAUUCUGCUCUUUCUCGUUUAAACGAUGCCUUGGAUAUAGCCAUCUCCAUGAGUGAUAUGAGUAAUACAGUAGAAGACUUACAAACUUCUGGAAACCUGGGAGAAAAAACAGCUAUUUUUCAACAUGACAGGAGUAAUGCAAGUCGUUUUUCCAGCCCAUCGUUGAUACCUCUGCGUGCAUCCUUACCACCAUCAAAUGCUCUACAAAAUAAGGCAGCUCUUUUCAAGGGGAUUAGGAAAAGUAAGGAGGGCGAGGAAAUGCUGUCUGCUUCAAUUCCAAAUCCUUUUCCAGAAUUGUUUUCUUCUACAGUGUCAUCUCUAGUCUCAGAUUGCUUAUUACCUUGGACCAAAAGGAAUAAAACUCAGUCUGAUGUUUUGAAGAGACAAAUUAUGAACUUCUGUGCAAGAAGAGUCACCUUGCCUGCGAUUACUCCACUGUUUCUUCAAAAGCGGGUAAUCAAAGUGUAUAAUGAGGAUAACACGAGUCGAGCAUUAGAAGUACCCAGUGAUUUUACUGCUCGGGACAUAUGCCAGUUGUUCAUUCUAAAGAACCAUUGCAUCGAUGACCAUAGUUGGACACUCUUUGAGCACAUCUCCCACUUAGGCAUAGAAAGAACCAUAGAAGACCAUGAAUCAGUUAUUGAAGUGCAAUCAAGCUGGGGAAUGGAAGGAGACAGCCGUCUGUACUUCAGGAAAAAUUAUGCCAAAUACGAAUUCUUCAAAAAACCAUUGGAUUUUUUUCCAGAACAUAUGGUGUCUAUUUCAGGUGAAACAAAUGGGAUUAUGAACCAUUCACAGCUUUUACAGACAUUUCUCAGCUCAAGUACUUGUCCUGAGAUUCAUGGCUAUCUGCACGCUAAGGAGCAGGGAAAAAAGUCGUGGAAAAAGUUUUACUUUGUUUUGAGAAGGUCUGGACUGUACUUUUCAAACAAGGGAACAUCAAAGGAGCCAAGGCAUCUUCAAUUCAUUGCUGAAUUCAGCGAUAAUGAUGUGUAUUCAUUGAUGUCAGCCAGAAAGAUGUAUGGCGCUCCAACAGACUAUGGAUUCUGUAUUAAGCCUACCAAAUCUGGAGCAGCCAGAGACCUGAAACUGCUGUGUGCAGAUGAGGAGCAGAUUAAGACAUGCUGGGUGACGGCCAUUCGUCUCUUCAAAUAUGGGAUGCAGCUGUACCAAAAUUUCAUUCAGCCACAUCAAAAGCAGAAAGCAUCACCAAUGAGAAGCAUUUCUGAAAACUCCCUUGUGGCAAUGGAUUUCUCAGGGCACAAGAGCAGGGUGAUAGAGAACCCUACAGAAGCGCUGUCUGUUGCAGUUGAGGAAGGUCUGUCUUGGCGGAGAAAAAGCUGCCAUCGUUUGAGCUCACAUGGAAGCCCAUCUACUUCUCAGAGCCCAACUUCAAACUUAGCUAUCCACAAGUGUCAGCCUUGGUUUCACUGCAAAAUAUCACGAGAUGAAGCUCAGCGCUUAAUUACACAGCAAGGUCUUAUUGAUGGGGUUUUUCUGUUACGGGACAGCCAAAGCAAUCCCAAGACAUAUGUCUUGUCAUUGUGUCACGCCCAGAAAAUAAAACACUUUCAGAUUGUACCACUUGAGGAAGAGGGGGAGCUGUUUUUUAGCCUGGAUGAUGGUCACACAAGAUUCACUGAUCUGAUCCAGCUUGUGGAGUUCUACCAGCUUAAUAAGGGAGUCUUGCCCUGCAAGCUAAAACAUCACUGUGCUCGAAUUGCUCUUUAAUCGGGGCAUGCCAUUUCUUACAUUCAUCAGAUGUUCUGAAAGGAAGAGUCACAAAAAGCAAAAGGCAUUGCGUGCUGAGUGCAGAACGCACCUUAAUUGGAUGGCUUUGAAGAUAAUUUCAAGCUACACGUGUGAAUGCAUAUCGUGCCUUGGACAAGAAAAGCACUAAUAUUAAUGUAGCCAAAUUAGCCUGAAGCUAUCGAUUCAGCCAACCUGAUUCAUUUUCAUGGAAACUUUGUGAUUUAUUUUUAAUCUUUCUGGUAAGACAAUUAAAACAAAAACAGUAAAUCAUAAUUUAAAUGAAUAAACUGCUUCUAAAACACAAAGUAGUAUAUUUAGUAACCCAGUGCAGGUUAAGACCAUGUACUAGGGUUUUGCCUUCUAAUCUUGCGUAUUUUUAUGGUGAACUGGGUUGGCCUGGUUUGUAGGAAGUAGAAUGAAUUGCAAAACCAUGAGCAUGGAUUUGAUUCAUGAGGUGGUACUGAUAAAGAUGAGCUUUUGAGAAUUUACUGUAUAUAAUGUACAGUGUAAGCUAUAUACUUGUACAGUAUAUCAGCUCAUGUGUGACAAAAUAAUCUUCAUGUACUUUUCAAAGAAGAAAUUAUUAUGGAGGGCAAUUAUCAUCAAUCGUUUUAGUAACUUUCAUUUUUGUUCUUGUUGUGCUUACUCAUAGAAUCUUAAACUGAAGCUGUUGUUAUUCUGGUUAUCAUCUAAGUACAGGGCUGAUACACUUAAUACUACUGUAGGACCUGAUCACACUUCAUGGCCCAGAUAAGUGUAGUUAAGGCAAACUCUUUUCUUCAGAGGCUCACCAGAUUUAAAGCGUUAAUUGAUUAAUUUAAUGGGAAGGUGUCUUAGUUUGAACAAUGUAACUUAUGUCUCCUUGCUUUGCAGAACUGUUAAAUUUGGAUAUUUCAAUAUUUUGCACACACUUCAGUAAAUAUUGAGUAUAAUAGAGCUCCAGGACUAAUUGUGAAAGUAAGGCUUGGCUUAUUAUUUUGUGUUCCUUUUCUUUGUAUUCAGGUAUUUUCUACAAGUAAUUGUUUUCAGUAUAAAUGAUACCAGAAUUUGGAACAAAAUGGAAAAAUGGAAGGUGAUCAUGAAUCCAAAUUAACUACCAUUACUGUGUAUGAUCAUGAUGAAGAAUGUAGUGAAAAAGAUAACUUAAAUUAAUUAAAAACCAAACCAAAUACUUUCUUUUUCUGGUUUUGGAUAAUGUGUUAUUUUUAUUCAUUUGUUAUUCUUUCAAAAUGAAAAAGCUUGGAAUAGUAAUGCACAUCAAAGUGAGUGUAAUAUCUUUAUUUUCCCUGAAUUAUUGUUAAUGUUACAAUUGUGUGCUUUGUAGGCCUUGACCAAUAUUCAACUAAUGCCUUGUGCAACACUUGAUGCUAUUGAGUAAUGUCAGCAAGUAAAUUGAGAGGAUUUCAAAUGAAUAAAACUAAAUUGAAACCAUUUUUUUGGAAGCAAGUUACUUUUGAAUAGGUUGGUUUGUGGGUUUUGUUGAAUCAUACUGCCUAAUCUGAUUCUGGAUAGUGUAAAAAAAUAAUACUUCAGGACAGGCCAACCCAAAUAAAGGAAAACCAAAUCUUUUAAAACCUAGUCUUUUAAAAGAAAUUAACUGACUUGCACUUCUAAAAAAAUCUUGAAAGUGAAAUGCACUUUUUAAAAAAAAAAUCAGGAUGGUUAUAUGUUUUAGUUAACAAAGACCAGUGCAUUAAAAACAUUAAAUAUCAAGGACUGCAAUGUAUUUUGUAUAAAUCAAUGUCAAUUUCCACUGUGUGGGUUCGGUUUAGUAAUUUGUGUGUAUUCAGAAUUGAGCAGUCACACAGGUUUAUAAGAUGUUUUACAUUCAUCGAAAGGGUUGCUUUUAAAUCUUUCUAGAUGACAAUAUUAAUUGCACUGUAGUUGGAACACUGGCAACAAUUAUUUCUAAUGCUAACUAUUAAUAUUGACUAUAAGGACUGUUGAAAUACGUUAAGAUGUUAAAUGCUUGCAUUUUUCAUUCUUGUAUGUGUGGUCAGUUAUGCUUUUGCUUAAUUUUUAUAUGGACCUAAAUAGUCUAAAGUGUAUGUAAAUGACCAUCUAGUAUGUGAAAUGUAUAUAUAAUUUAAUGUCUUCAUAAAAGCUUUUUACUCACAUUUUUAUUUCUGUCUGCAUCCAUCAUUAUCAUGUUUACUGCCUUCUGUUAUUUCAAAGUCAGUACAGUUUUUAGGCGUGUUGUUUUCUUCUAGAUAUUAAUCCAUCCAUGUUGAUUGGUCAAGAUCACAAGUGGCCCAGAUUGAAAUAUUUUAUCACUUCAGCUAUAGUGACCAUUUUCUAGCAGCAUGUUUUUACCGCUGCACAUGAAAUGUUUACAGGAUUGUGAAGAAUUCCCAGAAAAAAAAAUAAUUCUAAUGAAAAUGUUUACUUUUUGAAGUAAGAAAAUUAGCAAUAUUGUGUUAUAAUAUUCUUAAGUACUUUUCAUCCUGUGUGUACCAAAAUACUUAGGAAUCUGCUGCAUAGCCACUUGUAUUAGGCAUUUCAUUAUUCCAGUUUUCUUUAGAGGCUAUUAUUAUACUGAUAUUAGUAUUAUGUGAAGUAAACUUGAAAUAAAAAGAGAGAAUAUCCAAUAAACUAUUUUUUCCAUCAA